CACAAGACACGAGCUGCAGAGCGCAACCUCAGGAGAAGCUGUUCACUAAGAAGCCGCUCUGCCACCUGCACUCAUCCCUCUGAUACGUCCAGCAGCACUCACAUCCUGACAGAAGAUGGCACCUAAAGGAACCGCCAUUGGCAUUGACCUGGGCACCACCUACUCCUGUGUGGGGGUCUUCCAGCAUGGCAAGGUGGAGAUCAUCGCCAACGACCAGGGCAACCGCACCACCCCCAGCUACGUGGCCUUCACCGACACCGAGAGACUCAUCGGAGACGCUGCCAAGAACCAGGUGGCCCUCAACCCCCAGAACACAGUCUUUGAUGCCAAGAGGCUGAUUGGCAGAAGGUUUGAUGAGCCGGUGGUGCAGUCUGACAUGAAGCACUGGCCCUUCCAGGUGGUGAGUGAUGGAGGAAAGCCCAAGGUCCAAGUGCAGUAUAAAGGAGAGGACAAGACCUUCUUCCCUGAGGAGAUCUCCUCUAUGGUGCUGCUGAAAAUGAAGGAAACAGCAGAGGCUUAUCUGGGUCAUCCAGUCACCAAUGCGGUCAUCACCGUGCCAGCCUACUUCAAUGACUCCCAGCGGCAGGCCACCAAAGACGCCGGUGUCAUCGCCGGACUCAACGUGCUGAGAAUCAUCAAUGAGCCUACAGCAGCUGCCAUUGCGUACGGCCUGGACAAGGGAGCCCGUGGGGAACGCAACGUCCUCAUCUUUGACCUGGGAGGUGGCACCUUCGACGUCUCCAUCCUUACCAUUGAUGACGGCAUCUUUGAGGUAAAGGCCACAGCGGGUGACACUCAUCUGGGAGGAGAGGACUUUGAUAACAGAAUGGUCAACCACUUUGUGGAAGAAUUCAAACGCAAACAUAAAAAGGACAUUACCCAAAACAAGAGGGCCCUGAGGAGACUGAGGACAGCCUGCGAGAGAGCCAAGCGCACCCUGUCCUCCAGCACCCAGGCAAGCAUUGAGAUUGACUCCCUGUACGAGGGCAUUGACUUCUACACUUCCAUCACUAGAGCCCGCUUUGAGGAGUUGUGUUCCGACCUCUUCCGUGGUACCCUGGAGCCUGUUGAGAAAGCCUUGCGAGAUGCCAAGAUGGACAAGUCACAGAUCCAUGAAAUUGUCCUAGUGGGAGGUUCCACACGUAUCCCCAAGGUGCAGAAGCUGCUGCAGGACUUCUUCAAUGGCCGAGAGCUGAACAAGAGCAUUAAUCCAGAUGAAGCUGUGGCCUAUGGGGCUGCUGUCCAAGCUGCCAUCCUCAUGGGAGACAAGUCAGAGAAUGUGCAGGACCUCCUUCUACUGGAUGUGGCUCCUCUUUCUUUGGGCCUGGAGACAGCUGGAGGGGUUAUGACCGUCCUCAUCAAACGCAACACGACCAUCCCCACCAAGCAGACCCAGGUCUUCAGCACCUACUCUGACAACCAGCCAGGUGUCCUCAUUCAGGUGUAUGAGGGUGAGAGAGCCAUGACCAAGGACAACAACCUGCUGGGUAAAUUUGAGCUGAGUGGAAUUCCCCCUGCUCCUCGGGGUGUACCCCAGAUCGAGGUGACCUUUGAUAUAGAUGCCAACGGUAUCCUCAACGUAUCUGCUGUGGACAAGAGCUCAGGCAAACAGAACAAGAUCACUAUUACAAACGACAAAGGCCGACUGAGCAAAGAGGAGAUAGAGAAGAUGGUGCAAGAUGCUGAGAAAUACAAAGCGGAUGAUGAUGACCAGAGAGAGAAAAUUACUGCCAAAAACUCUCUGGAGUCCUAUGCCUUCAACAUAAAGAGCAUGGUGGAAGAUGAGAACAUGAAGGGGAAGAUCAGUGAUGAAGAUAAGAGGGUCAUCUCGGACAAGUGUAAGGAGAUCAUUGCCUGGCUGGAGAACAACCAACUUGCAGAGAAAGAUGAGUAUACCCAUAAGCAGAAAGAGCUGGAGAAGGUGUACCAACCAAUCAUCACCAAGAUGUACCAGGGAGGUAUGCCAGGAGGUAUGCCUGGCUCCAGCUGUGGUGCACAGGCCAGACAGGGCAGCAGCUCUGGGCCCACCAUUGAGGAGGUGGAUUAAAAAGUAUGAACUGUUUGACUUUUUUAUGCUCAAGUCUGAUAAAUGGACUUUUUGGUUCUGUUUUAUUUUUUUAUAAGCUAAGGACCUUAAGGCCUCAUGCACACAACCGUAUGUAUUUUGCGGUCUGCAAAAAAUGGAUACGCAAAAAGUACGGAUGACGUCCGUGUACAAUCCUGUUCUAUUUUUUUUGCAGAACGGACAUACGGAAACGGAAUGCACACGGUGUACCUUCGGGUUUUUUUGCGGCCCGAUUGAAAUAAUUGGUUCCGUAUACGGUCCCAAAAAGCCCUAAGAGAGUAUUUUUCCUGGAGAAAAAUGUUGAUAUAUUUUAUUUGAAUGUUUGUUGUCUUUUUUUAAUGAUUUAAAAAAAUAUAUAUUUUUUUAUCUAAUUUGUCCUAAGUAUGUGUUACUGUAACUGUUUAUUAGAUACUUUGUGUUUUUCUUUUUGUGUAAAUAAAU
Molecule: messenger RNA, 2506 nt
Organism: Bufo gargarizans (Asiatic toad)
Lineage: Eukaryota; Metazoa; Chordata; Amphibia; Anura; Bufonidae
Product: heat shock 70 kDa protein-like
Exons: 1
Coding region: 116-2047 (643 amino acids)
Biological process (GO): protein refolding; cellular response to unfolded protein
Cellular component (GO): blood microparticle; cytoplasm; vesicle
Molecular function (GO): ATP hydrolysis activity; ATP binding; heat shock protein binding
Source: RefSeq, a predicted model, not a curated record